AUGGGUUCCACUGUAUCUGACACGGACGACUUCGAGUCCCAGCUGCGUGUCUUCCACAAUGUCUCCCGAUACCUCCCCACGGAUGAUGCUAACCAGGUCUUCUGGUGGCAGACGACGGGGCGACACUUCGCGCGCAUGAUGCACGAGGGUCGCUACCCGGAAGCCCGCCAGGUCGAGCUGCUGCUCUUCUACCGGUUCGUGAUCGCCCCACGUCUGGGGCCCCGGCCGACCAGCGCCACCCCCGGAUUCCGCAGUCGGGUCGCCCCGGGGGUGGGCGAUGGCUCGCCGAUCGGCUACAGCUGGCGCUGGGGCACUGGCCCGAACACCAAGCCCCUGAUCCGGCACUACAUCGAGGCCAUCGGCCCCCUGACGGGGACGACGGCCGACCCACUGAAUGAGUUUGCCGCCAAGGAGAUGCUGCACCAUUUGGGCCAGCUGGUGCCCGGGGUAGAAUUGCCCCUGGCGUGGAAGUUUGGCGCGCACAUUCGACCCAGUCUGACGGACGAGUCCACACGGGCGGUGGCGGGCUCUUCCAUCCUGAUCGGCCUGCAAUGCGCCCCUGACUCGCCGGACGUCGAGGUGAUGGCGGGCCUGAUGACCCGGUCGCCGGCGCAGGUCCCCGAGCUGCUACCCACGAUCUUCCCGCGGGCCAUGCGCGACGCCUACGGGCCGGACGCGUCGCUGGACGUGCUGAACAUGGUGCGCGAAUUUGUGGAGCACGACCCGCAGGGCAAGUACCUCACGAUCCUGGGCACGACGGCGAUCGAUUGCUGCGACGUGGCGACCUCGCGGUUCAAGGUCUACGUGACGACGACCAACACCACGUUCGACCACCUGGCAGCCGUGAUGACGUUGGGUGGCCGCAAGCCCGAGUUUGCCGAGUCGCUGGCCCAGCUGAAAGAGCUAUGGUACGCGCUCAAGGGGCUGGACCCCGAAUUCCCGACGACGGCCGAAGCCCCGAGCAACGCUCACUCGGUCGUCAGCAACGGGACGACUAACGGCAAACCGAACGCCAAUGUCAGCGGCGUUACCUUCUACUUUGACAUUCAUCCCAAGUACAAAUAUCCCCACGUCAAGCUGCAGGUCGACGUCAGCAAGCAUGCGACGAGCGACCUGGAUGCCAUUCACGCCGUGACGGGGUUCCUGGAGCGCCGUGGGCAGGGUACCGACGCGCAAGCCUACCUCAACGUUGUGCGCGCCAUGGUCUCGGAUGAGGAGCUGCGCACGCGACGCGGCUUACAGGCCUUCUUUGCCUUUGCCUUCAAGGGCGGCGAAGUGGACAUCACAUCGUACUUCCUGCCUCAGGUCUACCGGCGGUAUGCGGAGAUUCAGGAAGAGUUGGCACCGAAGGAGGAGGGUAAUUCCGAGGGGGGGAUGAGUCCCCGGUCACAGCGCCGGAGUCGCUUUGAGUCCUACUAG
Penicillium brasilianum is the source of this 1419-nucleotide messenger RNA. NCBI's taxonomy places the organism in Eukaryota, Fungi, Ascomycota, Eurotiomycetes, Eurotiales, Aspergillaceae. The record is from the annotation of a GenBank genome assembly.